Molecule: messenger RNA, 1121 nt
Organism: Aethina tumida (small hive beetle)
Lineage: Eukaryota; Metazoa; Arthropoda; Insecta; Coleoptera; Nitidulidae
Product: cuticle protein-like
Exons: 2
Coding region: 100-1047 (315 amino acids)
Cellular component (GO): extracellular matrix
Source: RefSeq, a predicted model, not a curated record
AGUCUCCCAAUGUUCCGAAACACCACUCCCCCAAAUCAUAUCCAUAUAUAAACGACUAUUCCCAAAAUGUUCGUCACACUAUCCACUUAGUGCACAAACAUGGCAUUCAAAUUCGUAGUAUUCGCUGCUUUCGUAGCUGUAGCCCGUGCUGGUGGUUUGGGAUAUGCCGCCCCAGCUUUAGCUUCCUAUGCCACCCCAGUAGCUCACAGCUACGCCGCUCCAGCCGUAUCCGCCUACGCUGCCCCAGUCGUAGCGAAAUACUCCGCUGCUCCAGCUGUCUCUUACUCUAGCAUCUCCGCCCCAGUCGUUGCCAAAGCCGUAGCUCCAGUAGCCACCUACGCCGCUGCCCCAGCCUACGCUCACGCCGCUCCAGUAGCCACUUAUGCCGCUGCCCCAGCUUACGCCCACGCUGCCCCAGCUUACGCCCACGCUGCCCCAGCUUACGCCCAUGCUGCCCCAGCUGUAGCCGCCUACGCCGCUCCAGUAGCUAAAGUAGCCUACGCUCCAGUACAAAAGACCAUCAUCGCCGAACCUGAAGCCCCAGCUCACUACGAUUUCGGAUACGCCGUAAACGACCCACACACCGGAGACAGCAAAUCCCAACAAGAAUCCCGUGCUGGAGACGCCGUCCACGGUAGCUAUUCCCUCAUCGAAGCCGACGGCAGCAAACGUACCGUAGAAUACACUGCUGAUGCCCACAAUGGUUUUAACGCUGUCGUACACAAGGAACCAGCUGCCGUUGCCGUAAAAGCUGUAGCUCCAGUCGUAGCUAAAGUUGCCGCUCCAGUAGCUCACUACGCCGCUCCAGCCGUAGCUCACUACGCCGCUCCAGCCGUAGCUCACUCCUACGCUCCAGCCGUAGCUCACUCCUAUGCCCCAGCCGCCGUAUCUGCCUACGCUGCCCCAGUCGUAGCCAAAUACUCUGCUGCCCCAGCCGUAGCUACCUCCUAUUCCAGCAUUGCUGCCCCAGUAGCUGCUUUUGCUAAAGUAGCUGCCCCAGCUUUGUCCUACGCUCAUGCUGCCCCAGCUCAUUCUUACUACCACUAAGUUAUUGCUUAGUUAGUUAAUGUGUUGUUUUGAAUGCCAUAGAAUAUUUAUUUAUUGAAUAAAAAUUAUGAAAA